UCCCCGGCGCCUGUCGCCGGUGCCCCCGUGGGCCUGGCCCCCGGGUACCGCCCCCAAUCGCGCCGCGCCGGCCGCCGGCCUCCCGGGCUCCGCUCCGCGCCGCCCCCGGCGCCAUGGCGUGCAGCCUCAAGGACGAGCUGCUGUGCUCCAUCUGCCUGAGCAUCUACCAGGACCCGGUGAGCCUGGGCUGCGAGCACUACUUCUGUCGCCGCUGCAUCACCGAGCACUGGGUGCGGCAGGAGGCUCAGGGCGCCCGCGACUGCCCGGAGUGCCGGCGCACGUUCGCCGAGCCCGCGCUCGCGCCCAGCCUCAAGCUGGCCAACAUCGUGGAGCGCUACAGCGCCUUCCCGCUGGACGCCAUCCUCAACGCGCGCCGAGCCGCGCGACCCUGCCAGGCUCACGACAAGGUCAAGCUCUUCUGCCUCACGGACCGCGCGCUGCUCUGCUUCUUCUGUGACGAGCCCGCGCUGCACGAGCAACACCAGGUCACUGGCAUCGACGAUGCCUUCGAGGAGUUGCAGGCCCUGUGUGUAUUUCAGAGAGAACUGAAGGAGCAGCUUCAGGCCCUUCAGGACAGCGAGCGGGAGCACACGGAUGCACUGCAGCUCCUCAAGCGACAGCUGGCAGAGACCAAGUCCUCUACCAAGAGCCUGCGGACCACCAUCGGGGAGGCCUUUGAGCGGCUGCACCGACUACUGCGAGAGCGGCAGAAGGCUAUGCUGGAAGAGCUGGAGUCCGAUACUGCCCGCACCCUAACCGACAUUGAGCAGAAGGUCCAGCGUUACAGCCAGCAACUUCGAAAGGUGCAAGAGGGGGCCCAGAUCCUACAGGAGCGGCUGGCCGAGACUGACCGGCACACUUUCCUUGCCGGAGUGUCCUCACUGUCAGAGCGGCUCAAGGGGAAGAUCCAUGAGACCAACCUAACGUACGAAGACUUCCCGACCUCCAAGUACACGGGUCCCCUGCAGUACACCAUCUGGAAAUCUCUUUUCCAGGACAUCCAUCCAGUGCCAGCUGCCCUGACCUUGGACCCAGGCACUGCCCACCAGCGCCUGAUCCUGUCCGAUGACUGCACCAUCGUGGCCUACGGGAACCUACACCCACAACCACUGCAGGACUCACCAAAGCGCUUUGACGUGGAGGUAUCAGUGCUGGGCUCUGAAGCCUUCAGUAGUGGUGUACACUACUGGGAGGUGGUGGUGGCAGAGAAGACCCAGUGGGUGAUCGGGCUGGCCCACGAGGCUGCCAGCCGCAAAGGCAGCAUCCAGAUCCAGCCGAGCCGAGGCUUCUACUGCAUCGUCAUGCACGACGGCAACCAGUAUAGCGCAUGCACAGAGCCCUGGACGAGGCUUAACGUCCGUGACAAGCUUGACAAGGUGGGUGUCUUCCUGGACUAUGACCAGGGCCUCCUCAUCUUCUACAACGCCGAUGACAUGUCCUGGCUCUACACCUUCCGAGAGAAGUUCCCUGGCAAGCUCUGCUCCUACUUCAGUCCCGGCCAGAGCCAUGCCAAUGGCAAGAAUGUCCAGCCACUGCGGAUCAACACCGUCCGCAUCUAGACUGGGCAGAGGGAGACCCGAGCCUCCCGGAGCUGUGACCACCAGCAAGAGCCUUGCCUGACAGAUGGAAGGCCUGGACUGCUCAGGCCCCUCUGUGGCCACUCUGAGUCCUCAGGCCAGUUGUUUAUGCCCCAGCCUCCUCUUCCCCUUCUGUGAGCUGGAGAUUGUGCUCCGUGGUGGAUGUCCUGUAGCUCUGAUCUUAAUGGGAUGUGACAUGGCUUCUCCCCAGGGCAGCCCUUGCCCAACCCCUUAUCCUCAUUCUCCCAGGGACAGGGAAUCUCCCUUUGUCUCCCUCCUCCUGCCCAGCUAACCUAGCAUCAUGACAGAUCAGAUGUGAUCAGGUGCUAGCAGCCCAAAAAGUAUACAGAAUCCUCUUAUGUUCAUGGCCUGAGAAUUGGCUCAUCCUUGACUGGGAGAGUUAUGGGCCAUUUUACUCUUGAUCCAAGUCCACAGGGAACCCAGGCAGAAGCUGGUUCUAGGAUUAUUUGAGGGUCACCCUCUCCUGCCACCCAUGCACUAAGUCGCUACCUUCUAGCCCAUGGAUUCUGGGGUGAGGUGAGGUAUAAGUACCCUAGAACCCAAUAUAGAACACUGUCAGGACAAAGCACCAAUGGAUGAUCCAAGUCCCCAACAGCCCCUGGGGACAGAGGUCCUGUCAAUCCUUAUCAGCCAGGCCUCUAACCUGCUACCUGGACAGAGAGGGUGUUGGCAGCACUUCCUUCCAUCAGAACCUGAACCCCAGGAGGGCUAUUAUUGGGUACCAACUUGGACUUGACAUCUGGCUCCCUUAGGAUCCUGAUACACAAACAAGAACCACUUUGGUUGACUUCAUCAGACAAGAAUUUGCAAUCAGUUCCCCAGUGGCUUGCAAGAUUACUGAAAGGGCUGGAGGAGGAGAGCCUUCGCUGAGUUUCCAGGAACAAUUCGCAGCAGCUAGAGGGAUUGUGUUUUGUGACCAAGAACGCUGCUUCCACUUGCAGCUGCCCCACAAGCUGCUGGCUGCCGCCAUCCAUGCCAGCAAGUGAUUGUCCAUGCCUGCCCCACCCCCUCUCAACUCAGGUCCCAGUUCUACAUCUUUCAGAGGGAUUCUUUUUGUGGAACCUUGAGUCCAAACCCAGACUUUGACUGCAAGGCAGUCUGGGAAAUGUAGUUUUUCUCUUCCAGCCUUAGCCACAAAGUUACCAUGGAGAUGGAACAGGCCCAUCCACAAUCUCCUUGCCAAUGAAUCCAACUGUGAAGAACUCAGGAGAAUCCAUGAAUCCACCUCAAGGCCUUGGCUUUGAAGCAGAACUGCUAAAAAUGUCCUGCUCCAUGGCUCUGUCCCUGCCUGUCCCUGCCGGUCCCUGCCCAGAAGCAACAACCUAAGGAGUGGGUAGCAUCAGAAAUAUAGACGAAAUGGCUCCCCAACCUCAGCCUUCCUUUGUGGGCCUGGGUCCUCAAUUCUGUACUUGGGAUUUGGUGAGCAUGCCCAUCUCCAGAGAACCAGAAUAGAUGAACUUGAGAGGCUCUCACUUGCAACUGCCAUGUGCUAGGCCUCCCUGGGCAAGAGGAAUCCUGAGCCCUACUUGCCCUCUCAACUCCCAGACACCAGGCCAUGCCUGGCAGUAUUUUUAUUUAAAACAUGGUCCCUUUUGUGCAUUCUGAUCAGUUUGUAUUAAAUUAAAGUUACAGGG
Messenger RNA from Mastomys coucha (southern multimammate mouse), 3232 nucleotides. It is a transcript of the gene Trim62, whose product is annotated as tripartite motif containing 62. The transcript has 5 exons. NCBI's taxonomy places the organism in Eukaryota, Metazoa, Chordata, Mammalia, Rodentia, Muridae. Gene Ontology annotation, molecular function: zinc ion binding; protein binding. Gene Ontology annotation, biological process: positive regulation of canonical NF-kappaB signal transduction; innate immune response. The coding region runs from base 114 to 1559 and encodes 481 amino acids. The record is from RefSeq and is a predicted model, not a curated record.